UGACGUAAAAGGGCUUUCUGAGGGAGGCUAUAAAUGCGCAUGUGGCGAACCGGUAACGGUGGGGGAAGGUUUUUGAGGUAGUGGUGUCUGUGAAGGCGGCAGGUAGCCUGAACAAAGAAACUCAGUGUUUAAUUGUUCUGCUGUUUUAGUUUACGACUUUAGAGUAUGUUUUUAAAGUGUUACACUUUAAAGCGUGUUUCUAUGGAAGACCAAGUCAACGAAAUUAUAGCAGAAAGCCAGUUCAGCGAGAGGGAUACGUUUAGAGAAGCCUGAUCCUAAAAAAUGUUUUCUUCCUGAACACGUGGAAGAAAAGGCUUUGGCAGAGAUCACCUAUUUCGUCUUCACUCUAGCUCUCGCAGCUUUUGUUAACUCAUCCUUGUUGGAAAGCGGGGGGAGGAAAAAAAAUGGUUGGAUUUGCACCAAGUAAUGUGCCACCUACGGCCACAGUCAAAUUUAUUGGGGCUGGAACUGCCGCCUGUGUUGCUGACCUGUUGACUUUCCCUCUGGACACUGCCAAGGUUCGGCUUCAGAUCCAGGGUGAGGCCCAAGCUGCUGCCAAUGCUGCAGUGCGCUACCGUGGUGUGUUUGGCACCAUUGCCACCAUGGUGCGGACAGAGGGCCCCCGCAGCCUCUACAACGGUCUCGUGGCAGGGCUGCAGAGGCAGAUGAGCUUUGCUUCUGUCCGCAUAGGGCUCUAUGACUCGGUCAAGCAGUUCUACACCAAAGGGUCUGAAUAUGUGGGGAUUGGUAGCCGUCUGCUGGCAGGCUGCACCACUGGAGCACUGGCAGUGGCAGUUGCCCAGCCCACGGAUGUGGUCAAAGUCCGAUUCCAGGCUCAAGCAACUGUUAUGGGCCCCGGCAGGCGUUACCACGGCACCAUGCAUGCCUACAAGACCAUAGCUAGGGAGGAGGGUGUUCGUGGAUUGUGGAAAGGUACAUCUCCAAACAUUGCCCGCAAUGCCAUUGUCAACUGCACUGAGUUGGUGACCUAUGACAUCAUCAAGGAUGCGCUGCUGAGAAUGACACCAAUGACUGAUGACUUGCCAUGCCAUUUCACAUCUGCAUUUGGAGCUGGCUUCUGCACCACUGUGAUCGCCUCCCCCGUGGAUGUAGUGAAGACGAGAUACAUGAACUCUGCCUGUGGCCAGUACAGCAGUGCCUUCAACUGUGCUGUUGCUAUGUUGAUCAAGGAGGGACCCUUUGCCUUCUACAAGGGGUUCAUGCCUUCAUUCCUGCGGCUGGGGUCCUGGAAUGUUGUGAUGUUUGUGACAUAUGAGCAGCUCAAACGGGCCAUGAUGGUGGCCUGUUACAGCAGAGCUGCUCCUUUGUAAACAUCACUUGUGUGGAUUCACAUUCCUGUGACUUGCUCCCUUUCAGUCUUUUAAUUCUUAAAUGUAGUAAUAGUUGACUUGGAUAAUUUUAGCAGACACUCGCAUACUUAUAUUGGUGUGAUACUUUUUAACAAUUCCCUUUAAAGGGAUAUGAGUACCAAAUGGUUUUAUCUACUAGCCUUUGACCCUGUUCACGCUUGCCAUUUUGGUCACUAAGCUGGUCUUUCCUUUUUACAUAUAUGAAAAUAAAGGGUUUUCCUUUUGAAA
Messenger RNA from Scleropages formosus (Asian bonytongue), 1598 nucleotides. Its product is annotated as mitochondrial uncoupling protein 2-like. The transcript is spliced from 8 exons. Bases 405 to 1331 code for a protein of 308 amino acids. NCBI's taxonomy places the organism in Eukaryota, Metazoa, Chordata, Actinopteri, Osteoglossiformes, Osteoglossidae. Gene Ontology annotation, biological process: transmembrane transport. The record is from RefSeq and is a predicted model, not a curated record.